Messenger RNA from Aplosporella prunicola CBS 121167, 1725 nucleotides. RefSeq lists its product as uncharacterized. NCBI's taxonomy places the organism in Eukaryota, Fungi, Ascomycota, Dothideomycetes, Botryosphaeriales, Aplosporellaceae. Gene Ontology annotation, biological process: proteolysis. The transcript is spliced from 2 exons. Bases 1 to 1725 code for a protein of 574 amino acids. The record is from RefSeq and is a predicted model, not a curated record. Gene Ontology annotation, molecular function: tripeptidyl-peptidase activity; serine-type endopeptidase activity.
AUGGUGCGCGUCCGAGACAUUGUGCACGUCGCGCUGGCGGCGCUGGCGCAAAACACCAACGCGCUGAGCCUGCCCACCACCACCAAACACGGACAGCUGGUCGAGCACGAGACGACGGCCAAGCUGCCCGCGGGCUGGAGCCUCGCCGCCCCGGCCCAGGACAGCGAGCGCCUGAACCUGCGCAUUGCCCUGCGCCAGCCGCACCAGGACUACCUGCAGAUAGCCCACGACGUCAGCGACCCGUCGUCGCCCAGCUACGGCAAGCACCUCAGCGCCUCACAGUUGCAGGCGGCGCUGCCGGACGUCAAGGGCGCCGCGGCGGCCGUGACGGCGUGGCUCAAGGCCCAGGGCGUGGCGCACGUGUCGGUCGAGGGCGAAUGGGUCAAGUUCGACACGACCGUGGGCCAAGCGCGCGACCUGUUCCACGCCGACUACGCGCGCUACCGCUUCCAGCAGGGCAAGGCGGUGCUGCGCACAAAGGCGUACAGCGUGCCAAAGGCCCUCGCCGACGACAUCGACUUCCUCUUCCCCGCCACGCACUUUGUCGGCGGCAAUGUGCGCGUCGAGACGACGCCGCAGCAGCUGCAGAGGCGCCAGCACUCGAUGCCCAAGCCGCCCUCGUGCGACUACGACAACUGCCCCGCCGGCCUCAAGGCAAAAUACCACAUCACCCACACGCCGCCCGACGCAAAGUCCGGCAGCCGCCUGGCCGUCGCCGGCUUCCUCGAGGAGUGGCCCUCGCUCGACGACCUGCACACCUUCCUCGAGGCCCAUGGCGACACGGCCAACACCACCGUCCCCGACUUCAAGGUCGAGCUGGUCAACGGCGGCGAGAACCCCAACACCUCGGCCAAGGCCGGCAUCGAGGCCAUGCUCGACAUCGACUACACCGUCCCCUUCACCGGCCCGCUAGAGGUGACGUACAUUUCGACCGGCGGCCGCCCGGAAGCCCAGUCCCAGCCGGGCAACAACAUCAUCCCCGCCUCGGAGAGCGGCAACGAGCCCUACCUCGAGUUCCUCGAGUACCUGCUGGCCAAGGAGGACCCGCCGCAAGUCGUCUCCAUCUCGUACACCGACGACGAGCAAUCCGUGCCCAAGGCCUACGCGCAAAAAGUCUGCGACCUGUUCGGCCGCCUGGCCGCGCGCGGCGUCUCCGUCAUCAACGCCUCGGGCGACGGUGGAGCCGCCGGCACCCAGAACACCGACUGCCCGUGGGUCACGUCCGUGGGCGCGCUGCGGCUCAGCGGCGGCGCCGCCUCGUACUCCGGCGGCGGAUAUUCCAACUACUUCGCCGUGCCGGCGUGGCAGGAGGCGGCGGUCAAGGCCUCCAUCGACGCGCUCAAGGGCGCCCACGACGGCUACUACAACAAGACCGGCCGCGGCAUUCCCGACGUUGCGCUCCAGGGCGACGACUUCCUCAUCGUCGCCAACGGCUACGAGCUCGUGCAAAAGGGCACCUCGGCCUCGGCGCCCCUCUUCGCCGCCAUGAUCACUCUGCUCAACGACCUGCGCCUGCGUGCCGGCAAGCCCGUCCUGGGCUUCCUCAACCCCCUGCUCUAUGCCGAGGGCUCCGCCAAGGUCUUCAGAGACGUGACUGACGGCUUCACCAGCGGUUGCUCCAACUCGUCGUGGUUCGAGGCUGGUUGGGACAGUCUGCCUGGUUGGGAUGCGGCCACCGGCCUCGGUGAGCCUGAUUUUGCCAAGAUGAGGGAACUCGUCUUGUAA